AUGGGACAUUUCACCAUGAAACUGUUAAAUAAUGGUAAUCGUCUAUAUUCUAUAAAACAUGAACACGGUCAGUUAAAAAUGUUUACUCAAAUGAAUGAGUAUCGUUUAAGAGAUUUAUUUACUGAUGUCACGUUAAAAAUAAAUGAUCAAAACAUUCGCGCACAUAAAGUCGUUCUCUCAGCUGGUUCAUCUUAUUUUGCGUCAAUGUUCGAUAGUCCUCUAAUUGAAUCAAAACUCGAUGAAAUCGAUAUGACAAAAACGAUACCGUGUCCGAUGGCAUUAAAUUGGAUUAUCGAUUUUAUAUACAAUUCAUCAAUUAGUCUGAAUGACAAAAAUGUAUUACCACUACUCACUUGUUCAUUUUGUUUACAAUUAGAUUCAUUAUCCAAUAUGUGUAUUUCUUACUUGGCUGAUCAACUUCAUUCAAGUAAUUGUGUAGGAGUGUUAUUGUACGCUAAACAAUAUCAAUGUGAACAAUUAGAAACAAUAGCACAAAAUUAUGUUUAUAAUCAUUUUGAAGAUGUUGUGAGGAAUGAAGAGUUUUUAAAUUUAACAGCAAGUGAUCUCUAUAAUAUGAUUAGAGAUGAUAAUGUCAAAGUCAAAUGUGAAUCAAUUAUUUAUAAUGCUGUCAUGCAGUGGGUUCGGCACGAUCCUAUUAAACGUCGUUCUGAACUAGAAGGCUUACUGCCUUGUGUUCGUCUGUGUUUUUUGCCUCCAUCAUUUCUUGAACAUGCCAAAUGUGAUGAAAUCUACGGUACAGACGAUAUGCGUAAAUGUCAAGAAUAUUUAUCACAAGUUUACAAUAAAUUAACCUCACACAAAUAUUGUCGUUUGCCACCAAGACGACAGCCGAUCAAACCAUUGGUCAUAUGUAGGUGUCUCGUCUUCUUAACAUAACGUCUCAACUAAGAUGCAAUCCAUAUUUUAAUCAAGUAUCUCAGUUGAUAAUAUCUCACGAGGAAAGGACACCAACUGUCUAAUCGCUUUUAGGCUAAGACUCACUGGACAAUAGGUAAUCGGGUGUGCUGAAUCCGAAUAUGACAAUGAUUUUUGCUGCUAGGCCUUGGUAGACUCAGUUGUCUAGAAAAGCAGUUUUCCAGAAACUCUAGAGAAUAACCAAAAGCUUUCUUAAUGAGAUGCAAUUGUACCUCGGAAAUUUUUGAUUAAAAUGAGACAUAUCCCACCUCUACAUGACCUUUCUUUGCAAAGUUAUAGAGUUUACAAGAAAAGUCCUAAAUUCAUUUUUCCUUUUUCUUUCCGUAGCUCUGUGGUGCCAAUGAACAUUUAGGACUUUUCUUGUAAACUCUAUAACUUUGCAAAGAAAGGUCAUGUAGAGGUGGGAUAUGCCUCAUUUUAAUCAAAAAUUUCCGAGGUACAAUUGCACCUCAUU
Molecule: messenger RNA, 1390 nt
Organism: Didymodactylos carnosus
Lineage: Eukaryota; Metazoa; Rotifera; Eurotatoria; Philodinida; Philodinidae
Source: the annotation of a GenBank genome assembly